Messenger RNA from Diatraea saccharalis (sugarcane borer), 3198 nucleotides. The record is from the annotation of a GenBank genome assembly. NCBI's taxonomy places the organism in Eukaryota, Metazoa, Arthropoda, Insecta, Lepidoptera, Crambidae.
AGUCGUUCGCGCGCCGCGCGAUGGCAUGGACGCUCAAUCAUAGCGACAAUUUAAACAUUUUAUCCAAUAUAUGUGACACGUAAAUUUGCUUUGAAUGAAACUUUUCGCGUAACGAAAUAAUUGCGCGGUUGUGCAUGGAUUCAAGUGAAAUGACACUGUAGAUAAUCGACCCCUUUGAUUAGACUCUACGGUGGCCGUUGUACGGAGUAUCGCCGCUAAAAGAGUCCUGAAUAAUUCAUCAGAAUAUUUAGUCCUUACUAAGCUUCGUUUAUAUGUUCCAACUUUACACAUUGUAGAUAAAAUAAUUUCUGAAUCGAUUCGACGCAGUAAGUUUUACGCAAAAUCGAUUUUACUUUCAAUUUAAUUAAAAUGAGAAUCGAAAAAAAGCCAAUUUGAUUGUGUGAAAUGCUUUAUCGAUAAAAAAAACGUCGGCACUAAUGGCAAUUGACAAUAAGAAAGGUCACAAAACAUCAAUAGAAACGCCAACACAUUUAAUUAACUUGCAAAAAAAUGAACAUAGUAAGCUUUUUAGAUUUCAAUAGGGUGAUAGAUGAAUUGUUACUCGAUGAAGAUGCCAAAUUAGGAAAUAGUGAAUUUAGUGAGAGUCUCGUGUGUUAGCAUUUCAAUGAUGAAGUCUAUGUUAGUCGGAGGGAUUUUGACAUCGUGGGCCGUACUAGUGACAGCCACGGGAGAAUGGAGCGAAGAUGCUGAGGACUUAGUGUCAACAGUGGACGUGGAUGCGGUGCUUGGGCGAACAGCAUCUUUGCCUUGUGACGUCACACCAGAUACGAACGAAGACAGGGUCUAUAUGGUAUUGUGGUUCAGGAAGAGUGGGGGUAAACCCAUAUACAGUUUCGAUGUUCGAGGGAGGUCAUUCAACAAAGCGCUUCAGUGGUCUGACCCAGGAGCAUUUGGACCGAGAGCAUAUUUCGCUACAGUAGCCAGGCCCGCGGCGUUGACUCUCAGCUCAGUGCAGCUCGACGACGAAGGCGUCUACCGGUGUAGAGUGGACUUCAAGAACUCACCAACGAGAAACUUUCAGAUACGACUCACUGUUAUUGUGCCACCGCAUCAAAUGUUACUUUACGACAAAUCUGGUGCUGACGUGUCAGGUGUGGUGGGACCUUUAGAAGAGGGUGCGGCACUAGUUCUCGUCUGUGAAGUACGCGGUGGACGACCAGAACCUGUGGUCACAUGGCUCAUCGAUGGCUCCGCGGCUCCUCAAUACAUAGGUGUUAAGACUGAUACCCACGUGGUAGUAAAUCGUUUGGAGUUACAGCAUUUGAAAAGGGAAGACUUGAAUACGACGUUCAAAUGCAGAGCAGCAAAUACCGUAUUAGUUCCACCACAAGAGAAGACUGUUAGACUUGAGAUGAACCUGCCACCAAUAUCGGUAUCAUUGUUGAAUCGACCACACCAGUUGGUGGCUGGUGCUUCUACUACGUUACGGUGUGUGGCCAAAGGCAGUAGACCACCAGCACAAAUCUCUUGGUACAAGGAUAACAGAAGCUUUGAGAAGGCAGAGGUGAACGAGGUUUCAAACGAGACAUCGACUGUUGGUACACUAGCUCUUACUCCUCUACCAAGUGACAAUGGAGCGGUUGUAAAAUGUCUUGCUUCUAAUCCAACUUUACCAAUGAAAGCGAUCGACGACCAAAUUCAACUCAAUGUAGUAUAUAGCCCUUUGGUGUUAUUAAAUCUGGGAAGUACUCUCAAUCCAGAUGAGAUCAAGGAAGGUGAUGACGUAUACUUCGAAUGCAAUGUUAAGGCAAAUCCAAAAGAGCAUCGAAUUUCAUGGUUCCAUAACGAUAGGCCGGUGACGCAGAAUAUGACCUCAGGAAUUAUUCUGAGUACCCGCUCGUUGGUUCUACAAGGGGUGACACGCGAAGAAGCCGGCGGCUAUACAUGUAAAGCGACGAAUGUCAGAGGGGAAACAUCAAGCCCUAAAGUCAAAUUAAGAGUGCAAUAUGCCCCAGUUUGUGGAGAAUCUUCGCCCCAGGUUGUUGGCGCAGCAUUGGAUGAGGCAUUACGUGUACGAUGCUCAGUUCAUGCAGACCCUGCUGACGUCACAUUUCUAUGGCAGUUUAAUAAUAGCGGUGAAAGUUUCAAUGUUUCUCCGGCGAGAUAUGCCACAGUCAAUGGUAGUAUAAGCGAGCUCCGGUACACACCAGCUAGUGAAAGAGACUAUGGAGCGUUGACGUGUAGGGGAACCAACUCCGUUGGACGACAGGAGCAGCCUUGUGUAUUCCAAAUUGUUCCUGCUGCUCGUCCAUCUCCACCGAGAAAUUGCACGGUAUCAGCAGGAAAUCUUUCCAACUGGAUUGAAGAGAAUCACGAAGAAAUCGGUGACUCUUUGGUGGUGCGAUGCGUCACUGGUUACGACGGUGGAUUACCACAGUUAGUUGUAUUAGAAGCUUUAGACGCUGGCAGUGGUACUAUUAGAUUUAAUGUCACUGCUAACGAAACGGAUGGUGUAGCAGUUUUUCUAGUACCGGCGGGAGUGCUUUGGUCUACCGGUAACUCAUUACGUCUCACAGUGCAUGCAAGGAAUGAUAAGGGUGCUUCUGAACGUAUUAUGGUCCAUGCGCUCGCUUACCAGGACCCUGAAAGAAGAACAGACGGUAGUGUCCACCUCAUGGCUGGUAUGUCGAAAACUGCGUUUUGGGCGAUAAUUUUAACAAUCGUCGCGUGCUUAUGUGCCGGCACUUUUAUAGCGUACUUCCUUCGAAAGAAAAGGAGUAAGCCGCCUGUCAAGCAACAAACAUCAGAGUUACAGCUAAAUGCCGGUGAUGGACAGUACGUCGUGGCUUACACGUUAAAGCCAUCUAAACAGGCGCAGCCCGACAUUUUGAAUCCACCCCCUGAUGGCGUUACUCCCGUGAAAUCUGUAGAACAACUUAAAAAUGGACCACUCCAAGAGACCGAGUGGUAUGAGAGAGACAGCUCACUGCAUUCGCGCUCAUCCGACCAGCGAACUUUAUUAUCACCGAGAACGACAUCGGCAACGAAACCUAUAACUUCUGGAAAUUUGACGUUAAGUAGAAGAGAACACCUCAUAGCAGAAGAAAUUCCUGGACCAGAAAGUUGUGUGUAGUUAUUGUAGAGGAAUAGUGUUAAAUAAUAAAUUUGUAAUUUUUGUAAAUAGUACUUAAUUGUAAUGACUGUGAAAUUGUGAUAAAUAAAUUGUAAAUAAUUGAU